CCCUCAGUGUACAGACUUUUUCUCUUUUGUGUCUUGCAGUAAUAUUUUUGCCUGGGUGUGCACACACUUGAUGCGUCUUCUGUACUAAAACGUCAUGGCAACCCAUCUGAUAGCUGUUGAGAUAUCUCAGUGUGGACUAAAGUUGUGGGAUGAUGAAAAUUCACUGUACCCAAAUAUGAAUCUGCUCUUCAUUCAAAACGCUGCCAAGAUGGUUCCCAGAUUAGGCAACACCCAAGUUCUCAUUUACCUACUGUGUAUCACUGCCAUUGGUGUGUUAUCUAGAUAUUCAUGGGAUAUGUCUUUACAUUACCUCGGCCCUGAGAAUUCAGGUCUUUGUGCCUGUCACAAAUGUUUAACAGAGAGUGAUCCAUGGUUUAGGGAGCUCAUCAAUUCUUCUCCAACACCCUUUUUGUCAAGAAACUAUACAAGCUCAGAGGAUGAUUUCAUUUGGUGGAAGCACAUCCAGAAUGAAGGACGUAACUUCGAUUUCUACAAGACAACAGUGGACAGGCUGUUUCAGAUUUUCCCACCCAUUCCAGAUGUUGUAGGACCCAGCCCUGACCGCUGCAGGACUUGUGCUGUGGUGGGGAAUUCUGGUAAUUUGAAGGGAUCACAUUAUGGACCUCUGAUUGAUUCUCAUGAUAUCAUAAUAAGAAUGAACCAUGGCCGUACCAAAGGCUAUGAAGCAGAUGUUGGGAACAAAACAACACACCAUGUGAUGUAUCCAGAGAGUGCUAUAAAUCUGGACAACACCACACAUCUUGUGCUGUUUCCAUUCAAGAUCAAUGAUUUACUGUGGCUCCUCAAAUCCUUCGAUCCAGGGGAAAACAAUGCUAACAAGGCGAGGAGAGCUAACAAAGAUUUGGUGAUGAUCCUCAAUCCAGCUUUCAUGAAAUAUGUUCAUGAAAUGUGGUUGGGAAAGAAGGGCAAUUAUCCAUCCACUGGCUUUCUGACUUUGGCUCUCAGCACGCAAAUGUGUGAUGAGGUCAAUGUUUUUGGGUUUGGAGCAGACAGAGAUGGAAACUGGAACCAUUACUUUGAAAUUCUCAAAAACAAACAGCUGAGAACUGGACCUCAUGCUGGAAUGCAUGAACAUGAAGUUAUUCUGAAAUUAAAGGAGCAGCAGAAAAUUGGUGUUUUUAAAGGAUGUAAUAUUUUUGCCUGGGUGUGCACACACUUGAUGCGUCUUCUGUACUAAAACGUCAUGGCAACCCAUCUGAUAGCUGUUGAGAUAUCUCAGUGUGGACUAAAGUUGUGGGAUGAUGAAAAUGCAGUGUAACCAAAUAUGGUGAGGGAACAAAUCUGUAUUGAACAAACUCAUGUCAGAUAAGUAAGAAAUAAUACCCGGGAAGGUGUCCAUUAUCAGGAAUGAAGGCCAGAAUCUCCGCUUCAGGGAAGUCCAUUAAUUCCUGAUAAUAGACACCUCGAAGGGCAUUAUCCCACUUAUACAAUGGUCACUUGCCAAAGAAAGAAAAGGAAGAUCAAUAUUUUAUAUUUUCAUGCAUUUUUUACUUUUUUACUAGCCAUAUCUUCAUUUCCCUGGUAACACCUGAGUUCCUACCUAAUACCUGGAAGAAUCAUUACCAUCCCAUAAGGUUCUAAUGCAAUGCAAACGUUAUUCACUACUCCAGUCAAUAGGAUGAGCCUUAGAUAUGACUUGACAAUGGGAGAUAUUUCUAGUUCCCUCUGUUUGUAGAACACUUUGGCUCAGCUACGAGACACAGAGCUAACGCUAUGCUAGCUAGAUUAAAAGGGAAUAACAACAAUUGACAAACGGUAAAUAUAAUUUGACAGUAUGUUUAACAAUACAAGCUAGCUAUCCAGCCAUGUCCUUGUCCCCAAAUCAAUAUCAAGCUAUAUAUGAUUCUAAAACCCAUUAACUUGAAUGUUUUUCUAGCUUCUCAAUUUACAUCUCAAUCACACCUUCCACAUAUUUGAUUUUAUUUUAGGUUACUUUAUGUCCAACACCUUGCAUUACAUUGACAGGAGUGCUGUGUUCAUAAAAGGCACCUUCUAUCCUGCAAACAAAAGAAUCAUGAUAACAUCAGUUUCAGUUGGCUAGCAAAGGUUUCAUGCCAGCAUACUCAUUGACAACACCUUGACAUGGAAUCUUUCAUUUUGAUAGGGUUUUAUCUGAGCAUGUGAAAGAACCAUAACAUAGCAACACAUCCUGGCACCAAGGAAACAAUGUAACGUCUGCUGUCGUCAGUACUUCUCACAUUUACAUUUUUUUUCAAAUUGAACUUUAUAAAAUGGCUGCCUUUGCUUGUGAGAGAGAACAAAUCAUUUUAACUCUACCCAGCUUAUCUGGAUGUGUUCAGAAACCCUAUUUAGUAACACUGUGGAGUGCAGCACCAUAACAGUAUGAAAUGUAAGUUAGAAUAUGCAGAAAUGUACUGUAUGCAGAAAUAAGAAAGACAAUUCUAUGGAGCGUUUAUUCAAAUCCAGCUGAGAUUCAUGGUGUGUUUGUUUUCCCAGGUCAAUGUUUUUGGGUUUGGAGCAGACAGAGAUGGAAACUGGAACCAUUACUUUGAAAUUCUCAAAAACAAA
Messenger RNA from Dicentrarchus labrax (European seabass), 2550 nucleotides. RefSeq names its product CMP-N-acetylneuraminate-beta-galactosamide-alpha-2,3-sialyltransferase 1-like. NCBI's taxonomy places the organism in Eukaryota, Metazoa, Chordata, Actinopteri, Moronidae. The record is from RefSeq and is a predicted model, not a curated record. The transcript is spliced from 8 exons. The coding region runs from base 95 to 1198 and encodes 367 amino acids. Gene Ontology annotation, molecular function: beta-galactoside (CMP) alpha-2,3-sialyltransferase activity.